UUGCUGUGUAAAGUAAGUCAGGCAAGUUUUAAGGAACAUGGGCCACAGCCACAGUCCUACCUGCUACCUGCAUCGUCACACAUUCACAAUUCCUUAGACUUAGUCAUAAAUAAACCAAAGCAAAGCAAAACAGAACAACACACACAAUUUCUGUUUUCCAAAAACUUGCCCAAAAACUCCAAAUUUCCCAAGCCAGCCAUGCUAGAGACGGAGCAAGCAAGACCAUUAGCCCCAUCAAUAGAGCGCCAAAGCAGCGAUGAGGAUAACACCACUCCACACCCUCAAACACAAGGCCACAAAAAACUCAUCAAACGUUGUGCUUGCCCAUUAAUCUCUUUACUUCUCAUAGCAAUAGUGAUCAUAGUUUUAAUCUUCACAGUAUUUCGUGUCAAGGACCCCGUGAUCACAAUGAACAGCAUCAAGAUCACAAAGCUCCAACUUGUCAACACCAUGUCACAACAACCCGGGGCCAACAUGUCCUUAGUCGCUGACGUGUCGGUGAAGAACCCUAACGUUGCAUCCUUUAGGUAUAGCAACACCACCACGAGUUUGUACUACCAUGGUGUCAUUGUGGGGGAGGCUAGAGGACCACCUGGGAGGGCCAAGGCCAGAAGAACAUUGAGGAUGAAUGUCACAAUUGAUGUCAUCACCGCUCGCGUCAUUUCUAGCCCGGAUUUUGUGACGGAUUUAGGUUCCGGGUUGUUGACUAUGAGCAGCUUCUCUAGAGUUCCUGGGCAGGUCAAGAUCUUGAACUUGAUUAAGAGACAUGUUGUUGUGAAAAUGAAUUGCACCACCACUUUUAAUAUUUCCACACAGGCGAUUAAGGAGCAAAGUUGUAAGCGGAAGGUUAAACUUUAGUGAUCAUGUGUUGGGUUUCGUUUUUAAUUUCUUUCCCCCACUUGUAUCAUCAUCCAUCGGAAAUACUAUAUUAGAUUAUUGGUGUACUAUAUUAGUUUAGUUUCCUUGAAUAUAUUUGCAAAAUUAUUGUACCAAAAAUAAUGAGAUUUUUCCUUUGUUUGUCUGUUGUUCA
Glycine soja is the source of this 1030-nucleotide messenger RNA. Its product is annotated as late embryogenesis abundant protein At1g64065. NCBI's taxonomy places the organism in Eukaryota, Viridiplantae, Streptophyta, Magnoliopsida, Fabales, Fabaceae. The record is from RefSeq and is a predicted model, not a curated record. The transcript has a single exon. Bases 199 to 858 code for a protein of 219 amino acids.